UGACAAGUGCAUACGACAGUUCAUCAUGUCUGAUGCAAGCCAGCCCUCUGUCGACUAUGCAGUCGAUCUCCUCAUUCAGCUUCGCUCGCCUGAAGCCAAGAUGCCAACCGCAGGAUCAGAUCUAGCAGCAGGUAUCGAUCUCUACGCAGCGGAGAGCAAAGUCGUCCCGGCUCGUGGAAAAGCUUUGAUAGAUCUGGGAAUGAGUCUGGCCAUCCCUCCAGGUCACUAUGGCAGAGUCGCGCCGAGAUCAGGCCUUGCCUCGAAGCACAGCAUACAGACCGGCGCAGGGGUCAUUGACGCGGAUUACCGAGGACCAUUGAUGGUCCUGCUGUUCAAUCACUCUGAUGAGGACUUUCAAGUCAACCCCGGCGAUCGCAUCGCACAGUUGAUUCUCGAAAGAAUUUCCGUUCCGCGCUUGCGUCAGGUUGAGAGCCUAGAGGAGACAGCUAGAGGAUCCGGUGGAUUUGGCUCAACGGGUGGAUUCGGUCCCGCAGCCAAAAAGCAAAAGCUCGAGAAUGGAGAAGGGGCGGUACUUCCAGAGCCGACAGAAGCAAUCAUCGAGGGAACCAGCUAGA
Messenger RNA from Kockovaella imperatae, 575 nucleotides. Its product is annotated as putative dUTP diphosphatase. The record is from RefSeq and is a predicted model, not a curated record. Bases 26 to 574 code for a protein of 182 amino acids. Gene Ontology annotation, molecular function: magnesium ion binding; dUTP diphosphatase activity. Lineage: Eukaryota; Fungi; Basidiomycota; Tremellomycetes; Tremellales; Cuniculitremaceae. The transcript is spliced from 5 exons. Gene Ontology annotation, biological process: dUTP catabolic process; dUMP biosynthetic process.